AUGUCCUCCUCUCUCCCGCUCCAUCCCCUUCUAGACAACGGCAUCAGCCAAGGAAAACCCAACUUUCCCGGCGGAAAACUCUACUGCCACUGCGCCUCCAACAAAGUCGAAAUCACACUGACCUCCGAUGUCCUGCACAACCACGCGUGCGGGUGCUCUAAGUGCUGGAAGCCCAAAGGCAGCAUCUUCUCUGUCGUGGGCGUCGUCCCAACCUCCGCUUUGAGCGUAACUGCCAACGCCUCCAAACUCGCUAUCAUCGACAAGAACGCUCCGAUUCAGCGCUACGCAUGUAAGGAGUGUGGCGUGCACCUCUACGGACGGAUCGAAGUUGAGCACCCAUUUAAGGGAUUGGACUUUGUGCACGUUGAGCUGUCCGAGGGGGGCGGGAAGGAGGGAUGGCAAGGGGUGCAAUUCGCCGGUUUUGUGAGCAGUUUGAUUGGGCAGGGACUGGACCCGGAGCUUGUUCCGGGUGUGAGGGAGAGACUGAAGAGUUUGGGGCUUGAGAAUUAUGAUGCGUUGAGUCCACCACUGAUGGAUGCGAUUGCGACGUGGAAUGCGAAGAGAGAUGGGGUUGUGUUUCGGUCUUCGCUCUGA
Molecule: messenger RNA, 594 nt
Organism: Aspergillus nidulans FGSC A4
Lineage: Eukaryota; Fungi; Ascomycota; Eurotiomycetes; Eurotiales; Aspergillaceae
Exons: 1
Coding region: 1-594 (197 amino acids)
Source: RefSeq, a predicted model, not a curated record